Molecule: messenger RNA, 2277 nt
Organism: Cajanus cajan (pigeon pea)
Lineage: Eukaryota; Viridiplantae; Streptophyta; Magnoliopsida; Fabales; Fabaceae
Product: putative protein phosphatase 2C 15
Biological process (GO): protein dephosphorylation
Molecular function (GO): protein serine/threonine phosphatase activity
Source: RefSeq, a predicted model, not a curated record
CUACAACAUGUUUCUCCAGUUGUCACUACCUCCCCACUGUAUUUUACUCGUUUUUCUUGGAAUGUAGAAAUAAGGGGUGCUAUUUUUUUUCCCUCUAGGAGAAGGAAAGAGAGAGAAAAAAAAAAAAAAAAAAAAGUUUAAAGAUACCGACUUUUAACUGAAACAGAAUGUGGGUGUUAUAAGUCCGUAAAGCUACUUUCUUCGUUCCAUGCUUUAUAGCUUGAUCCCGUGCCACCACGCCAGCAGCAUCUGCCUUUUGCUUCUGGGGUGGAAUCUACGUAUAAAAAGUUGAAAUCUUUUUUCAGUUUUUGGUGGAGGAAAAUUGUUCUGGAGCUGACUUGGUUUGCUUGGUGUAGCAGUCAUAUCUGCAUCUGGUUUUGCGCGUGGUGUACAUCCAGACAUUCUUGCUGAUCAAGUUGGGAUAAAGCUUCUCUUCAUAUUCAAAGAAGUGUUUACUUGUUUUAUGUUUGGAGGUCUAAUAUGCUUGUGAGAAAGAGGGGUUUUUGGAUUUGAGUAAUUGGGUAGAGAGGAAGGUGAAGGUCCUUUGGUGGAGGUAAGACAUGGCCUCUAGAGAAGGGAGACGGCAUCAUCAUGAUCUUGUGCCUCUUGCUGCAUUGCUCAAGAGAGAGAUGAAGAGUGAGAAGAUGGUGAAGCCUACUGUGAGGUUUGGACAUGCAGCUCAGUCCAAGAAAGGGGAGGAUUACUUUCUAAUUAAGACUGAUUGUCAGCGUGUGCCUGGGAACUCUUCAUCAUCCUUUUCUGUAUUUGCGAUCUUUGAUGGGCAUAAUGGAAAUGCUGCUGCCAUUUUUACUAGGGAGCAUUUGUUAAAUCACGUGUUGGGUGCCCUUCCUCAAGGGCAUGGACGAGAUGAGUGGUUGCAAGCUUUACCAAGAGCAUUGGUUGCCGGGUUUGUUAAGACUGAUAAAGAAUUUCAGAGCAGAGGAGAAACUUCUGGAACUACGGCCACAUUUGUAAUAGUGGAUAGGUGGACUGUGACUGUUGCAUCAGUUGGAGAUUCCCGUUGUAUACUAGAUACCCAGGGUGAUGCGGUCACCACCUUAACUGUUGAUCACAGACUUGAAGAGAAUAUUGAAGAGAGGGAACGUGUAACUGCUAGUGGAGGCGAAGUUGGGAGGCUUAGCAUUGCCGGUGGUGCUGAGAUUGGUCCCCUUCGUUGCUGGCCAGGGGGUCUAUGCCUUUCUAGGUCAAUAGGAGACAUGGAUGUUGGAGAAUUCAUAGUUCCGAUACCAUAUGUCAAACAAGUGAAGCUAUCAAAGGCUGGUGGGAGGCUUAUAAUUGCCUCUGAUGGCAUAUGGGAUGCUUUAUCGUCAGAAAUGGCUGCAAAAUCUUGUCGUGGUUUGCGGGCUGAACUUGCUGCAAUGCAGGUUGUCAAGGAAGCACUAAGAACGAGAGGGUUAAAGGAUGAUACCACUUGUAUAGUAGUUGACAUAAUCCCACCUGAUAAUGAAUUGCCUCCUACACCUCCUCCCCCAAAGCGGAACAAGCUGAGAGAUCUUCUUUUGUUCCGGAAGAGGUCCCGCGAGUCUGCUAGUAAGCUGUCAAAAAAGCUUUCAGCUAUAAAUAUAGUUGAGGAACUGUUUGAAGAAGGAUCAGCAAUGCUUGCUGAAAGAUUAGGAAAUGAUGACAACUUGAACUCGGGGCAAUCAACAUCUGGCCUUUUUGUCUGUGCUGUAUGUCAAGUUGAUCUUGCUCCAAGUGAGGGCAUCUCUGUCCACGCAGGUUCUAUCUUCUCCACCAGCUCCAAACCCUGGCAAGGUCCUUUUCUAUGUUCUGAUUGUCGUGAUAAGAAGGAUGCUAUGGAAGGAAAACGUCCAAGUGGAAUCAAGGUGUCAUAGGCUCAAAAUUGGUCCUGUUCCAGUAUUCUUUAUAAUAUCUUUCACAUUUUUGUAUUCACGAUUUUUAUAGGCAAAUUAAUUGAUUGAAUCUCACUAUAAAGUAGCAACAGAUGUAUAUGUAAUAUCCACGAAUUCAUCUAAAAUGGCCAUUGCGUUUGAGUAGCAAAUUAAGGCUGAGAGACGGCCUGGAAUGGGUUUUUGGGCGGCUGAAGAUUCUUCAUCUCUGGUUGAUUGUUAGAUUUGGAUGGUUAAGAUUGGUCCCAGGUAGAUUCUUUUGUAUAGUACUUUAUGUUUGCUUAAUGUACCUCAAAAAUGGGUAUCAUCUUGAUUAAGUAUGCAGCAUUGCGUGCUACCUCCACCCCAAAGUCCUGUAUAUAAAUUUUAAUGACCAUUUCAACCCUUGGGGAUUGGAAACUUCAAA